Molecule: messenger RNA, 1232 nt
Organism: Exophiala viscosa
Lineage: Eukaryota; Fungi; Ascomycota; Eurotiomycetes; Chaetothyriales; Herpotrichiellaceae
Exons: 2
Coding region: 180-1004 (274 amino acids)
Source: RefSeq, a predicted model, not a curated record
CGUGGAUUAGGCCUUAUAUAAUUAUCAACCUUCACUGCCAUCGAACUCGACUCCUGUAACCUAUAUCAAUCUAGACUCGAAGCAAUUGCACUCUGGCGUUCAGAGUAAUCCCACGAUUCCGACUUACUCGUGGUCACAUUUCCCCGGCAAGAGCCAUAGUUAAGGUCACGACACGCAGCAUGUCCAGCCUUGAGGACCUCGCUUCCAAGGUCGGGAGCCAGGACUUUCCAGUCAAAAUUGUCUCGACGCCUAAACGAGUCCGCGGGGUCUUGAACGGCAAGUACAUCUUCGACACGACAGAGGCCAAACUAGUCUGGGAGCACAAGUAUUUCCCUCACUACUGGAUUCCAAAGUCCGACUUUUCGUCGACCGCCAAGUUCGAACAAGACAAGUCCAAGUCCAGCGAUGAUGCGUCGAUCUCACAUUUGGUCGUCGGUGACAAAUCCGUCUCGACUUUACUGGUCUCAGAGACAGCCAAAUCCGAAUUAGCCGGCCUAGUCAAGAUCGACUUCAAAGCCCUCGACGCUUUGUACGAGGAGCAGGCGCAAGUCCUGUAUCACCCGAAGGAUCCCUACCACCGUGUCGAUAUCCUGCCGACUGGCCGGAAAGUACGUGUCGAGAUCGACGGCGUGGUUCUAGCGGAUACGGGGGACGAGGGCGGUGUCUUUUCACUUUGGGAGACCAAUCUCCCUGGGAGGUGGUAUUUGCCUCGCACGGCGGUGAAUUGGGAGUAUCUCAAGGAGAGCGAGACGCAUACGGGAUGUCCUUACAAAGGUGAAGCGAGUUACUAUCAUGCGGUGGUCAAUGGCAAGGAGUAUAAGGAUGUGGUUUGGUGGUAUGCCAAUCCUACGCUUGAGAGCGCGCUGAUUGCGGGCUUGUUGUGCUUUUACCCUGAUAAGGUCGAUAGUUGGGUAGAUGGGAAGGCGAUUGAGAAGAUUGGUAUGCCAUCGUUGACGGCGGUGAAGAAGCAAGAUGAGGCUGGCCAGGUCAACGGGUCCAAAUAGAACUCUUGGGCCUCCAGAAGCCAUGAUUCAGUGUCUAGUUCAUCAUUUUCAAGAUGGUUAGGUGUACAUAAUGUCACUCAGGCGGUGAAGAGUGCAUUGUGCUGUUUCCUGCUGUUUCCUCCAGUUCAGCUGGUCUCAGUCAUUUUCCUUCUGACAUCAACCCAGUCCUGCAUGAGACCUGUGGCUGGGGAUCAGACACUGACCGGUAUGUCUGUAUGAUAGUGACAA